Molecule: messenger RNA, 940 nt
Organism: Nomascus leucogenys (northern white-cheeked gibbon)
Lineage: Eukaryota; Metazoa; Chordata; Mammalia; Primates; Hylobatidae
Product: keratin-associated protein 26-1
Cellular component (GO): keratin filament
Molecular function (GO): structural molecule activity
Source: RefSeq, a predicted model, not a curated record
CUCAACCGCAGCCUGCUCUCACAGCCUCACUAUGUCUUGCCCCAACUACUGCUCGGGAAACUCCAGCUCAGGAUCUCUCAGAACCUCCUGCCAUAUUCCUCUCACCUCCAUCGCCCUCUGCCCUACCAGCGUGAGCUGUGGAGAUGUCCUCUACUUACCCACUAGCUCUCAAGACCAUACCUGGGUCACAGACAACUGCCAAGAGACCUGUGGUGAACCGACCAGCUGCCAGCCGGCCCACUGUGAGACCAGCAACCUUGAAACCUCUUGCGGUUCUUCCGCUGCUUACUACGUGCCCAGGCCCUGCCAAGGAAGUAGUUUUCUUCCUGCUUCUUUCUUCUCCAGUUCCUGCCUUCCAGUAUCCUGUAGACCGCAGAGCUAUGUGUCCAGCAGCUGUCGUCCAUUGAGGCCACUGCUUAGUAGUUACCAGCCCAUAGGAGGUUGUGUGCCCAAUGGCUAUCGCCCCCAAUUCUGCUUGUCCAACAGUUGCCAGCCCCAAAACCUCCUCACUUCUGGAUGCCGACCCUCGAGUUGCUUGGCCUAUCGUCCUCAAAGUCUUCACGUUGUGUCCAGCAGCCUCAGACCUCUGGGGCCUCUGUUCAGUGGUUGCCAACCUCUGACCCAUGUGUUCAACACGUGUCGUCCAUCUUGCUCUGGACUGUGAAACCAGUAGCUUCUUUGUUCCAGUGAAUAAUCACUCUGAGUAUCCCCAACAAAAAUUCAAACUCCAUGGACUUUUGCUUCUUUGCUAGUAGCAACUGAUGUUUCUUAGUUUUACUGUGCCUGAUCUAAUGCAAGCUGCUUCCCUCACAUGUUUUAUCUUGUUUUCAUCUUUCCUUGACAUCAAAAAAAUUAGUUUACAAUGCUAUUCAAUGUUGCUCUGGUCUGGGAAGAAUGUAUUUGAUUUGCACUAUAAUAAAUGUGAUUAAGUCCAAAUUAA